Molecule: messenger RNA, 4963 nt
Organism: Diaporthe batatas
Lineage: Eukaryota; Fungi; Ascomycota; Sordariomycetes; Diaporthales; Diaporthaceae
Product: chromatin-remodeling histone chaperone SPT6
Exons: 4
Coding region: 251-4513 (1420 amino acids)
Biological process (GO): nucleosome organization; mRNA transcription by RNA polymerase II; transcription elongation-coupled chromatin remodeling
Cellular component (GO): transcription elongation factor complex
Molecular function (GO): histone binding; nucleosome binding; DNA binding
Source: RefSeq, a predicted model, not a curated record
UUCAAGGCGGGCAAGUAGCCAACUUCUUCACCAUAUUCCAGUCUUGGCCCUCUGCCACCACUGCACACCCACCCAUCGAGCUCACCCGACAGAGACAGGUCGCAUCUUCUGUCUUUGGCCCCAAACACUCCCUGCCGGCCUUCCUCCACCAUCACCUGCUUUGCGCGAGCCCACCUCCAUAGCUCCCUCGUCAACCACAUCGCGCCCCCUCCCAUAACAAAGAAACAGGCAUCAACCACAGUCUGUCAAGAUGAGCACCAUGGACCUGAUUGACGACCGUGCUGAGCUGGACGAAGAGGAAGAGGAGGGCUCCUUCGACGGAGAUGAAGAUGGCGAGGACGUCCAGCCCCGCCGCCGGCAAGAGCGCACAAACGUAGACGACUCCAGCGAGGAGGAAGACGAUGACGAUGAUGAAGAGGAGAUACAAAAGGUACAGGAAGGUUUCAUCGAUGACGAGGACGAAGACGUCGACGACUCCGGCGAGCGAGAGCGCCGAAGGCGUAGGAAGCGUCGGCGAGCGGAACGUGACGAGGAAGCUCAGCUCGACGAGGAAGAUUUAGACCUCAUUGGUGAGGCCAACCCAGAGUUCCAGAGCAGAGAACAGGCCCAGUCAACAACAUAUAAACGCUUGAAACGGGGUCAUGAGGAUCGUUACAAUAAACGACCGGCUGAACUAGCUGCUACCUUGUUCGACGAAGAAGACGAGGCCGGUGACGAGCGUCACUAUGCCCGCCCGAACCACAGCCGUGCUGCGCCUGACGAAUUCGAGGACUUCAUCGAGGACGACUAUGGCGACGAAGAGGAGCGCAUCAGGCAACAGGAGGACAUGGAAGUCGCUCGUGGGCGCGAUCGCCUGCUUGUCGGCAGCGUCAUGCAGAAUACCGACCUGGAACAAGAGGCCCUGGAAGACAUGGAGAGAAUCUUCGGCAAUGGCGAAGAGUACUUGUGGGCUCUUGAGAAAGAGGAAGACGAGGAGGAAGGCAUCGAAGAGCAGCAGCUCGAACUCAAGGACGUCUUUGAGCCCUCGCAGCUGACCGAGAGGCUCCUGACCGAUGAGGACAACGAGAUUCGCGCCACCGAUGAACCCGAACGAUUCCAGCUUGACCGGAGACCCUUCAAGAAGUCCCAGAUACAGCCGGACCUCAAGGAAGAGACCAAAUGGAUCUCGGAUCAGCUGUGGAACUUUAAACAAUUCAGCAUGGAUCCAAUGCUGGAAGGGCACUUCGCCAAGGCCGUCAGCAAGGUCUUGGAAUUCUUCAUCAUCGACUCGGUCGAGGUCCCUUAUGUUUUCCAGCACCGCAAGGACUAUCUGAUCCACGCUCGGAAAGCGAGAAACCCCGAUUACAAUCGCCGUGAUCAGGACUCUUCCGAAUUCGUGGUUCAAGCCGAGAAGCUCCUGAACCAGGAUGACCUGUGGAAGAUCCUCGAGCUCGAUACCAAGUUCCGUGGUUUCGUCGAGAAGCGAGCGGCGUUGGAGAAGAACGCUGCCAGCCUCCGUGGCAUUGACGUGCAAGACACCAUGCUCGAAGAACAAAUCGCGGAAGCAAAGCAGAUGGAGGAGCUUCAGGAUCUGCUCGACUACGUCAACUUCAAGUAUUCAACGCAACUGAAGGACGUCACCGCAACGGAUGGUGAGACACUCAAGCGGCCGGGAGCAAGGUCGUCUCUGUUUGACCGGGUACGGAAGAGCAAGGCCUAUGACUUCUUCCUGGCCUACGGCCUGCCGCCUGAGACCGUGGUGUCCAACCGGCUCAAUGCGGCCUCCAACGCACCGUCGGGCACACAACGAGUUGUCGCUGAUGAUCCGUCGGAGCACCCUGUCGACUUGGCAGAUAGCUUGACGGACGGCGACUUCUCCACUGCGGACGCAGUCAUCAACGCUGCUCGCCAACUGUACGCUGAAGAGCUGUUUUCGAGUCCGAGAUUACGCAAGUGGAUGCGCGAACAUUACGUGGUGAACGCCGUCUUCACCUGUCGCCGUACAGAGAAGGGGCUACGCAGAAUCGAAGACUCCCACCCCUUUUACGAGAUUAAAUACAUCACCAAUCUCCAUAGCUCGGACAUCGCCAGGAAGCCGGAAAUCUUUUUAAAGAUGAUGAGGGCUGAAGAAGAGGGCCUAGUCGAGGUAAAGGUAGCCCUCCAGGAUGAGCGCGAGUUGAGGCGACAAUUUUCUCAAGACUUCGCAUCCGACAAUUUCAGCGAGAAAGCAGACGCAUGGAACGACGAGCGCAAGAAGGUGCUGGAGCUCGCAAUGUCCAGGCUGGACAAGAUGAUGAUCAAGGCCGUCAAAGAUGCCAUGCGAACGACGUGUCAGGAACAAAUACUCAAGAUCUGCCGUGAGGAGUACACACGCAGGCUCGACCAAGCCCCUUACAAGCCCAAGGGUAUGGUGCUCGGCACAACCCCUCGAGUUCUCGCUCUCUCAAAUGGAAUGGGCGAUCCGAACCGAGAGAAGAUCACAUAUGCUUGGGUCGAGGAAGAUGGUCGCGUGAUCGAGUCCGGCCAGCUGGGUAACCUUGCUAGGGACGAGGAGGCUCGUGAACAGUUCGCAGAGCUGGUCAGAAGGAGGGAACCAGACGUCAUUGCUGCCAGCGGUUUCUGUGCCGACACCCAUAAACUCAUCAAGGACCUGGAGAACCUCGUCAACGAGAAGGGCCUCAUGGGCCCUGAAUAUGACGACCAAGAGACCAACGAACUCCGCACGGACUUACUGGAAGUCAUGGUUGUCAAUGACGAGGUUGCCCGCCUCUACAAGGACAGCCCUCGAGCCGUCACCGAGCACCCCACACUGCCGUCUCUCACGAGGUAUUGUGCAGCUCUUGCACACUACCUCCAGAAUCCUCUCAAGGAGUACGCAGCGCUUGGGAAGGACGUCAUCUCCUUGUCUUUCCACCCGUGUCAAAAUUUGCUGCCGGCAGAUAAGUUGAGCAAAUACCUCGAAACUGCGAUGGUGGACAUGGUAAAUCUGUGUGGUGUCGACAUCAACGAGGCUGUCAAGGACCCUUAUACUGCUAACUUGCUGCCAUACGUAUCUGGUCUCGGCCCGCGAAAAGCACAGGCCGUCAUCAAGGGCAUCAACAUGAAUGGAGGUGUCGUGACCUCGAGAGAUGAACUCGUGGGAGACCCUGAUCAGCACAAGCUUCCCGUUGUCGGCCCGAAGGUCUGGGAUAAUUGCGCAAGUUUUCUGUUCAUCGAGUACGACACGUCCAGCCCGGGUUCGGAGCCUUUGGACAACACUCGUGUACACCCAGAGGACUACGAGCUUGGACGGAAGAUGGCGGCCGAUGCCCUGGAGCUUGAUGAGGAAGACGUCAAAGCCGAGACGGACGAGAACGGGGCUGGCGCUAUUGUUCGCAAGCUGUUCCGAGACGACGAGCAAGAGAAGGUCAACGAGCUGGUACUCGAGGAAUACGCUGAACAGCUGGAGGCGCAGUACAGCCAGCGGAAGCGAGCGACGCUAGAGACCAUCAGGGCGGAGUUGCAAGCGCCGUACGAAGAGUUGCGACGGCAUUUCAUGACCCUCAGUACGGAUGAGAUCUUCACCAUGUUCACUGGGGAGACCAAGGAGACACUGGCGGAGGACUCGAUCAUUCCUGUGAAUGUUCGCAUCGUCAAGGAUGAUUUCGCCAUUGUUCGGUUGGACUGCGGAAUAGAAGGCCGUAUCGAAGCACACGAGGUCUCAUACCGCUCUUCGGUCAAGGACGUCCUCUCCGUCGGCCAGACCGUCCAGGCCAAGAUCCUGGAGGUUGACCGCAAAGCAUUCCUGGCAAAACUAACUGUCCGCGAGGAUAUGCUGCGUCGAUCAAACAGGAGGCACGACUACGACCGAAAUAUGUGGGACUACCGUCAGGAAGAAGACGACAAGGAAGAGCUCAAGGAGAAGGACAGGACUACGGGCAGGACGCAGCGUGUCAUCAAGCACCCCUUAUUUAAGCCUUUCAAUGCCACACAAGCCGAAGAGUGGCUUGGCUCCCAGUCUCCAGGCGAGGUCGUCAUCAGGCCAUCAUCCAAGGGCAACGAUCAUCUUGCCAUAACCUGGAAGGUUGCAGAUGGCGUCUAUCAGCACGUCGACGUCCUCGAGCUGCAGAAGGAGAACGAGUUCUCUGUUGGCCGUCUGCUCCGUGUAGGCGGCAAACACUCAUACACAGAUCUCGACGAGUUAAUCGUCGACCAUGUGAAGGCGAUGGCCAAAAAGGUCUCUGAACUGAUGCAGAGCGAAAAGUUCCAGAAGGGCUCGAAGGCUGAGCUUGAAAAGUGGCUCACCACCUAUAUGGACGCCAAUCCCAACCGAUCGAGCUACGCAUUCUGCAUCGACAACAAGCACGCAGGCUACUUCUGGCUGUGCUUCAAGGCCAAUCGGUCGUCGCGGGUCAUGGGCUGGCCAGUGCGCGUCGUGCCCAACGGCUUCGAGUUCUUGAAGAACCAGUACCCCGAUGUCAGGGCACUCACAAACGGGUUCAAGAUGAGGUACCAGGGCGAGAUCCAGCGCCUUUCGGCGAACGGCGGACGGUGAUAAGUGUGGUGGGCGAGGCAGAGUCUUGUGGGCCGUUGUGUUACGACUUUGUAUCCUGUUAAAUCAGAAAUAAUUAUUUCGGCCGCUCAAAAGGCAAGUACGCGGUGCCCCGGCAAACCCCCAAAAUCAGCUCAUUGGGGAUGAUGAAGCUGGGCAAAGACGAGAAUGGAUAAGUCCUUCAAAAGUCGCAGACUGGCCUUAGAGGCCGCAGCUGAGUUGCAACCCGAUGGGUACCUACCACUGGCAAGUAGUCAGUUCCCGUCAGCGUCUUCUCCAAGUAGUGCCGGAUCCAUUUUAGUGACGCGUCCCGUCCCGAUCCCCAAUACCAUCGUCUCCAUAAUCUAACAAGUAUUCUUCCGCACCGACACAUCAAAUAUACUGAUGCCAAUCACCAGUGGAUAGCUCAAGCACAAUCGUUGCGUAAAUCUUGACCCACAUUCACAUGGUGAC